UGUCCUCUCUGAGUCCUGGUCUCACUCUGGAACAGGAAAUCCCAGAGACUCCACAGAUUAAAGAGGAGCCAGAAGAACAGCACGUCAAACAGGAGGAAGAGGAGCUGCAAGUGUCUGUCCCUGAGUCCAAUGAUGGCUGUGUGAAGACAGAAGAGUCCUCACUGCUUCAACAAAAAGAAACUGAUCACAAAGAGGACAUCAACUCAGAGAUACAUGUCCACAGAGAGGACACACAGGGAGAGGACAUCAGCUCAGAGACAGAUGUCCGCAGAGAGGACUCACAGGGAGAGGACAUAAGCUCAGAGACACAUGUCCACAGAGAGGACUCACAGGGAGAGGACAUCAGCUCAGAGACACAUGUCCACCCCGAGACUGAGGGAGACACGGAGCACUCUUCUGACACUGACAGCUGCUCUUCAGCUGCACAGAUGGAGACAGAGGCAGAUGGAGACCACUACAACCAAGUCCAGAUCAGAGCCAAAAGCACCACUGCACCAAACUCAAGUCUAUCCCCCAACCCCAAGUCUGCACCAGAGACCAGAGCCACUGUGGACAAUGGGGACAUCUCAGGAACAGCGGAAGGAACCGCAGGGAAGAAACACCAGUGCUUAGUUUGUAAAAAGAGAUUUGGCCAAAGUAGCGAUUUAAAAAGACACUUUAGAAUUCACACAGGAGACAAGCCUUACAGCUGUUCUCUCUGUGAGAAAGCAUUUACUCAUAAGUGUUAUCUCACAAGCCACAUGAGAAUACACACAGGAGAGAAACCUUACAGCUGUUCUCUCUGUGAGAAAGCAUUUACUCUAAAGCAUCAUCUCACAAAACACAUAAGAAUACACACAGGCGACAAACCUUACAGGUGUUCUGUCUGUGAGUACACGUUUAUUCAAAAGAGUAAUCUCACAAAACACAUGAGAACACACACAGGCGACAAACCUUACAGCUGUUCUCUCUGUGAGAAAGCAUUUACUCAUAAGUGUUAUCUCACAAGCCACAUGAAAAUACACACAGGAGAGAAACCUUACAGCUGUUCUCUCUGUGAGAAAGCAUUUAUUGAUAAGAGUUCCCUCACAAAACACAUGAGAACACACACAGGAGACAAACCUUACAGCUGUUGUGUCUGUGAGAAAGCAUUUAUUGAAAAGAGUACUCUCAAAAAACACAUGAGAACACACACAGGCGACAAACCUUACAGGUGUUCUGUCUGUGAGUACACGUUUAUUCAAAAGAGUAAUCUCACAAAACACAUGAGAACACACACAGGCGACAAACCUUACAGUUGUUCUCUCUGUGAGAAAGCAUUUACUCAUAAGUGUUAUCUCACAAGCCACAUGAGAAUACACACAGGAGAGAAACCUUACAGUUGUUGUGUCUGUGAGAAAGCAUUUAUUGAAAAGGGUACUCUCAAAAAACACAUGAGAACACACACACAGGAGACAAACCUUACAGCUGUUGUGCCUGUGAGAACGCAUUUAUUGAAAAGGGUACUCUCAAAAAACACAUGAGAACACACACAGGAGACAAGUCUUACAGCUGUUCUGUCAGUGAGAACACGUUUAUUCAAAAGAGUACUCUCAUAUGCCACAUGGGAACACACACAGGAGAGAAACCUUACAGAUGUUCUCUCUGUGAGAAAGCAUUUACUCUAAAGCGUUAUCUCACAAAACACAUAAAAAAACACACAAGAGACAAACCUUAGAGCUGCUCUGUCUGUAAUAAACGAUU
Molecule: messenger RNA, 1722 nt
Organism: Periophthalmus magnuspinnatus
Lineage: Eukaryota; Metazoa; Chordata; Actinopteri; Gobiiformes; Gobiidae
Product: gastrula zinc finger protein XlCGF8.2DB-like
Exons: 2
Coding region: 429-1502 (357 amino acids)
Source: RefSeq, a predicted model, not a curated record